AUGACAUCUAUCCCCACAACCCCCACCUUCCACGGUGGCACAAGCCCCCAGUCCACCCUCUCCGACAUCUCCAUGUCCUCACCAACCCUCAAAAACCCUCAUCACUCCCCCCCACACCAAUUGAUACUCCACAACCUCCGCCAAAUAACUCCUGAUGUUCCUCCCCAAGAAACCCCAAACGAUGAUUACGAAUACGACUAUUACAACUACUACUACAACGACACUCCAGCAACUCGAACAGUCCUAAACCACCCUCACCUCCUCCACCGCAUCCUCUCAAACAUCUACGACGCCCCCUCAGACUACCAAAAGCCCUCUCACCUAAUACCUUACGACGAAAACCCAGAAACCUACUCUCUAGGGAAACUCUACGAUCUGCAAUGGGUAUCCCGUUACUGGCAGGAAAUAAUAUAUUCCCUAAACAUCUUACCUUUCACAAAUACUCGUGAUGCCCAAAUCACCGUGUUAAAUACAGGCGAUACUCAUCGACUACACAUCCCAUUCCUGACUUGGCUCGGUUCCAAAAUGAAAGAACUCGCCGAACACCCCACGGUUCCUAAUACGGACUUUUCAACACUACAGCAACUGGUGGAAAAGGCUACAAUGCCAACCGAUGGCUUCUCCUCCACGGACUUCAUUUCAAACCCUCCAGUAUCAAAAAUAUGGUUAGGGUUCCAAGCAGAUUCUCAUCCACCGUUUACAUCAGAAUCAUUCAAAAACCCAAACACGAAAAAACGAAAAGCAGUCGGUUGUCCCAUCGGUUCACUACUAAACACCGUUGAAUAUAGUUACAAAAUCAGAGAUAGAAAGGGGAGGAGAAAUGAUAGGAUAAUGGAAGAUGCUUUCAUUGUUUCCAACCCACUGGGUGUGACUAUAUCUGAUGUGGUAAACCAUAUACUGGGUGUUCUGUCUGGGUAUUAUCGAAUUAAACAUAAUUAUAUGCUCUGGAUGAUCGAAAUCGGAUUCCCGGCUGGUUCAAAGGAAGUGUUAAACAAAGAACUCGUCUUGAAAAAGAGGUUAUCGAAGACAAUAUUCGAAAUCUGCAAUCGAUCGGCUAGAAUAUUUCUAGUAGAUUCCAGGCUGGAGAUCAAAAACGAACAUAGAGUCGACUACAAACCUCCCCAAGAUUUCGAUCCAUUCUUCGACCCAACCGCCCAAAAGAAGAGGAAGCAAGAUGAUUCAUCUAUUCAACCGGAGACACUCAAACUCUCAAUGUUAAGGAGCAAAACCAAAAAAACCGACGAAGAAACCGAUGAAGAAGAAGAACAGGAAGAACAGGAAGAAAAGCCAGAGGAAGUCAAGCCCCCCAAAAAGAAAAGUGUUCGAAAAAGGACUGGUAAAACUGGCCGGGGUGGCAAAAAGAAAGGGAAAGAACCUUGUAUCGAACCAGGCACGCCAAAGGAGAAACCUAUUAAAAUGGAAAUCGACUAUAUUGUUCAUAGUCAGGUCGAGAGCGAUGGGGUAAUGGAGGAGGAUCAAGAUGAGUUUUAA
This is a messenger RNA of Orbilia oligospora ATCC 24927, 1491 nucleotides long. RefSeq lists its product as uncharacterized. The record is from RefSeq and is a predicted model, not a curated record. Bases 1 to 1491 code for a protein of 496 amino acids. NCBI's taxonomy places the organism in Eukaryota, Fungi, Ascomycota, Orbiliomycetes, Orbiliales, Orbiliaceae. The transcript has 2 exons.